AGUGUAAACAGCAUUAUAAUUAUACAGUAAUAGGCAGCGGUUGAAGACAGAUACAUAUCAGAAAAGUUUCGAAGAUGAUAUUGGAAGUAGUGGUUUCCGUAGUGAUAGUUUUAACAACACUAAUUAUUUUAAAUUUAAAAUGGUCGUUUAGAUUUUGGAAAAACCGAAAUGUGUACACUCCGGAGCCGAUUGUUCCGUUCGGAAACGUAAAAUCCGUGAUUUUCGGAAAGGAGAACAUUGGAGCUGUUACGACCAAAAUUUAUAACAUUGUUAAAGCAAAAGGACUUCGUUAUGGAGGUUUUUAUUUCUUCAACAGGCCUAUGUUUGUACCUGUUGAUCGUACGUUGAUACGUCACAUUCUCAUAACCGAUUUUCAACAUUUCACUGAUCAUUCUGGACCCAUCGACGACAAAAGAGAACCUCUUGCUGCACAUUUGUUUUCAUUAACCGGUGCCAAAUGGAAAGCCCUCAGGACUAAAUUAACGCCCCUUUUCACCAGUGGAAAAUUAAAAAUGAUGUUUCAAACUUUGGUCGAUUGUACGAAUGACUUCCCUUGCGCUUUGGACAGUGCCAUAAAACGUAAGGAACCGUUCGAUAUUAAAGAUACCUUCGCAAGAUACACAACGGAUGUCAUAGGAUCGGUCGCGUUUGGGAUAGACUGUAACUGUCUGAAGAAUCCAAACACAGAAUUCAGAGUUUAUGGCAGGAAGGUUUUUGAAGUCGGAUGGACUGAAAGUGUGAUUAAUGCUAUUAAUCUCAUCUGUCCCGAGUUAAUGGCAAUAUUUAGAUUAAAAGUGACAAAGGUCGACGUCGAAAAUUUCUUUAUGAACAUGGUAAAAGAAACGGUUGACCACAGAGAUAAAAAUCAUUACGAAAGAAACGAUUUCAUACAACUCCUGAUGAACUUGAGAAACAAGGAAAUCAAAGUUGAAUCGUCCCUCGAUGAAAAUGGUACCGAGAAUCAUAUCGCUUAUUAUCAAAACGGAUUAACAAUUGAGGAAAUUGCGGCCCAAUCGUUUGUAUUUUUCCUGGCCGGCUUUGAAACAUCAUCCACCACAUUAAAUUUUUUGAUGUACGAAAUUGUCUUACAUUUGGAAAUUCAGGAAAAGCUGAGGGAGGAAGUUGUUACUGUUUUGAAAGCACAUGAUGGUAAAAUAACGUACGAAGCCAUACAGGAAAUGACCUACAUGGACAAAUGUAUUAAUGAAACGUUGAGAAAGUAUCCACCACUUCCGGUAACUCCAAGGAGAUGUACAAAAGAUUACAAAGUACCAGAUUCUGAUUUAGUAAUUGAAAAGGGAAGAUCAGUUCUGAUCCCCAUUUACGGGAUUCAACACGACCCCGAAUACUAUCCUGAUCCCGAAAAGUUCGACCCCGAAAGAUUUUCCGAAGAAAACAAAAAUAAACGGCCGCCAGUCACAUUCAUCCCAUUCGGGGAAGGUCCCAGAAUAUGCAUUGGUUUGAGGAUGGGUUUAUUACAAGCCAAAGUGGGAUUAACGGCUCUUCUCAGGGAUUACAAAUUUACUUUAAAUAACAAGACCAAAGUACCACUGCAAUUUGCUGGUAGACAAUUUAUUAGCACAGCAGACGGUGGUGUUUGGAUAGAGGCAGAAAAGGUACAAUAAACUCAAUUUGUUUUUGUGUUUCAUUGUGUAUUUAUGUGUAUCUAUUAUGUUUUUUAUGUAUGUAGAGAUGUAAGGAUUUAAUUUUUUGUAAAUUUAUUACGUGGAUAUAAUAAACGUAUAUUUGAACCACU
Messenger RNA from Agrilus planipennis (emerald ash borer), 1756 nucleotides. RefSeq names its product probable cytochrome P450 6a14. The coding region runs from base 75 to 1625 and encodes 516 amino acids. The record is from RefSeq and is a predicted model, not a curated record. Gene Ontology annotation, molecular function: monooxygenase activity; heme binding; oxidoreductase activity, acting on paired donors, with incorporation or reduction of molecular oxygen. Lineage: Eukaryota; Metazoa; Arthropoda; Insecta; Coleoptera; Buprestidae. The transcript is spliced from 3 exons.